Molecule: messenger RNA, 4877 nt
Organism: Salvelinus sp. IW2-2015
Lineage: Eukaryota; Metazoa; Chordata; Actinopteri; Salmoniformes; Salmonidae
Source: RefSeq, a predicted model, not a curated record
UCUGGGGACAGAGUAGGUGGAGUUACUUUAUAACAUGUGUGAAGACAGUCACUGAAAGGACUUGGUUCCAUUGAUCAGUGAAGCACUUUGGUGUGUUGUUAAUGGAAAUGGAGUGGUUUCAAGUGUUGGGAUUUCUUGGAUUAUUUGUCGUUUUCAGUGGAGCCCAGAACACACCAAGGCCCAGCAUGGCCCCCGGCCCUUCAUACCUGAUCUCUGUUCCGAGGGUGCUACGGCCUGGUGUCCCCAUCACACUAUCAGUCACUAUCCUCACCAAGGCGGUGGAAGUCCAAGUCGUUACUGAGAUUGUUAAUGGUAAUAACACUGUUGUCACAGAAACAACCAUAAUUCAAGGAGGUUCUACUGAGGUGCUGGUUCUUUCACCGAUCCCUGACAGUGAACUGAGCUAUUGGCACCCCUACACGCUGGUGGUCAAGGGCUAUGUCGGGAUGGGCAAUAUGGUGUUCACCAACUCUACGGUCCUGCGUUUUAACCCCAAAAGCUCAUCCACGUUUAUUCAGACAGACAAGGCCAACUACAGGCCUGGGCAGGUUGUGAAGAUUCGGGCAGUGUCCAUUUACCCAGACGGCAAGCCAUAUAUGGGCAAGAUAGAUAUUAUCAUUAAGGAUCCUAAGGCAAACAUGAUCCGGCAGUGGUUGUCAUUGGACAGUGUUCUGGGUGUUCUGUCCCAAGAGUUUCAGCUGUCUAAGAAUCCAUCCCUUGGCAAGUGGACCAUUGUGACGUCUGUCAAUGAAGUUGUGAGUGAAAAACAAUUCAACGUGGAACAUUAUGUGCUGCCCAGGUUUGAGGUGUGGAUAGAGGCUCCCAGUGUCCUUCAUCAUGAUGAUACUCUCUGGGGCAUGGUCACUGCUAAAUACAUGUAUGGGAAGCCUGUGCAAGGUCACAUGAACAUAACCUACUUGCAUCGUUUUCAUGGCAUCGGUGUGAGUUCUGAUGAUCAUAAAGAGAUUCACGGCUCGACGGAGUUCUCUUUUGAUGUGCCUGACUACCAGGCCAUGUAUAAACGAUCUGCAGACAACAUGUAUGAGGAUUAUGAGAACGAUGAGUUUCUUACCAUCAUAGUUUAUGUCACAGAGUCCCUGACAGGACUGACCUAUCACAGCACUAUGGAGGUGGGUGUGGUUAAAUGUAGAUAUAACCUUGCCUUCCGUGGAUACCCCAGCUAUAUAAAGCCCCCUUUGAACUUCACCGCUGAGCUGAAAAUAUCCACGUACAACAAGCGGCCCCUGACUCGAGAGGACCAGGGGAAGACUGUUACAAUCUCCGUAACACAGCAAAGGCACAGUCCAUGGAGCUGGAAGCUGGACGACUUGGGGUUAAUGCUGCCUCGCGUGUUGCUAAACUCUACUGGUCCUGGCCUCCCUCCAAUGCCAGAUGAGAUACCAGUCCAGACAAUGGUUUUACCUGUGCCUGCAGACGGGGUCAUCCCCAUUCACAUACAGCUCUCAGAUAAGGUGGCAACACUCACUGUAGAUGCUUCAUUCAAGGACGGCUAUAAGAUGCUACAGGUCUAUAGCAGCUACAAGUCCCCCAGUAAAUCGUACCUGCAGAUCCAGAAGUUCCGUUCAACUCCACAGGUGAUGUCCAGGGGACAGGUGCUGUCUUCUGGAAGAGGCAGCUCUUCUUCCCUCACCCUGACCCCACAGGAGUCCUGGGCUCCCUUGGCCUGCAUUGUCGUAUACUGUGUACAUUCCGAUGGAGAGAUCUUCAAUGAUGCACUGCAUGUUCCCAUCGCCCAAGAUCUAAAAAACGAGGUGUCUCUGAGCUGGAGUGAGGACAGGGCCAGGCCUGCUGAUGAGGUGUCUCUCAAGGUGUCUGUUGCUGAGCCCGGUUCACUGGUGGGGAUUCUGGUGGUGGAUCAGGCAACACGCUGGCCGCACUCACACAAUGACAUCACCAAGGACAUGGUACUGGAGGAGAUGGCAGAAUACGACAGAAAGACGACAGGCGACAUGAGAAUGGGAGAUCCCUACUCCAUCUUUACGACAUCUGGCAUCAUGGUUUUGACAGAUGCCAAGUUGGAGAAGAUGGGGGAGCAAUUGAGACCUCAAUUUCGGGAGGGAAUCCAAUUGCCUGGAGAUGAGGGGGAUGAUAUGGAACAGGAGGAGCAGGAGCCUCGGGAACGCAGGGACUUCCCUGAGACCUGGCUGUGGCUGGACACCAACACAGGGGAUUCUACCACAGCUGAGUUCCCUCUGACUUUACCGGACAGCAUUACUACUUGGGUAGCCACUGCCUUUGUCAUGUCUGCUGAUCUGGGCCUAGGCAUCAUUGACCCUGCAAAGCUCACAGUGUUCCAGGACUUCUUUCUGUCCUUGAAUUUACCUGCUUUCAUCAUCCGAGGAGAGCUGCUGGUCGUGGAGGUCACUCUCUUCAAUUACCUCGAACAGGAUCUCGAGGUGAUGGUGAUUGUUUCCCAGAGUGACUCGUUUGAGUUUGUCUUCCCGGACAAUGAGGAGCUCUCUAUGGCCAGUACACGUACUGUGUCUGUGGGGAGUCAGAACGGAACCUCUGUCCUAUUUCCCAUCAGGCUACUGGUCCUGGGGGAGAUCCCAAUCUCGGUCGAAGCCAAAUCGUCUGUGGCCUCUGACGCCGUCCGCCGGAUGGUUCUGGUCAAGCCUGAAGGACUUGAGCAGUCUAUUUCGAAGACCAUGUUUCUGGAGCUGGUGGGGUCAGAGAAAAGCCUUUCCAGGGAAGUGUCGUUCACCUUCCCUGCAGAUGUUGUGGAGGGCAGUCAGCGAGCACAAGUGACUGCAGUCGGUGACAUCCUUGGACCGUCCAUCAUGGGCCUGGAGUCCCUCAUCCAGAUGCCUUCUGGUUGCGGGGAGCAGAACAUGAUCCACUUUGCUCCCAACAUAUAUGUCAUCCAGUAUCUGACCGCGUCUGGACAAGCUGACCACGAUACCUUGAUUAAAGCCACGUCUUACAUGAUGAAAGGAUAUGAACGUGAACUGUCCUACCAGAGAGAUGACGGUUCCUUCAGUGCUUUUGGGGAUAGUGACUACUCUGGAAGCACAUGGCUCUCUGCGUUCGUACUGAAGUGCUUCCUGCAGGCAAGGCCCUUCAUCUCCAUUGAUGGCAGAGUGCUGGUCAGUACCGCCGCCUGGUUGGGGGCCCAGCAGGGGAAGGAUGGGGCCUUCUUGGAGCCCGGCCGGGUCAUUCACACUGAGCUCCAGGGAGGCCUGGAUGGCCCUGUAUCUCUCACAGCCUACGUUCUCAUGGCUCUACUGGUGGAUGACAUCUACAAGAACAUGUAUGCGAGCCAGGUUUCCGGGGCCCUGGUGUUUUUGGAGACCAGGCUUGCUCUAGGCAUCUCCAGUAACUACAGCCUGUGUCUGGCCACCUACGCUCUGACCCUGGCCAACAGCGAGAGUGCAGAACGAGCGCUGGCACAGCUGAUGGGACGAGCAGAGAUGAAGGACGGUGUUCCAUCCUGGAGUUCAUCAGGCAUAGGACUUUCUGAGUCGUGGCAGCCGCGCUCCGCAGACAUCGAAAUGGCUGCCUACCUGCUGCUCUCCCUCCACAAGCUAUCAAGGCUGGAGGAGGGCUUCAGCCUCAUGAAGUGGCUCAGCCAGCAGAGGAACUACUUGGGAGGAUACAGCUCCACACAGGAUACAGUGAUAGCCCUGCAGGCCUUGUCUGAGUACGCAGUCUACAGUGGGUCUCAACUCAUCAAUCUCCACAUUACAGUCAACACAGCACCCUCAACCACAGUGGCCAGCUUCCACAUCAACUACACCAACUAUUUGCUAUACCAAAGCCGAGAGAUCGAGACAGGCAGAGAGGUACGCUUAAAGGUUUCUGCCAAGGGCCAAGGAUUCGCUCUGUUUCAGUUUAAUGUGUUUUACAACUUAGAGAGCAGAGGGUUGUCACGGAAAUGGAGAGAUGCUGCACAGGAGGCGUUUGAUUUGCACAUUGAGUUGUUUGACACGAACAUGUACUACAUCCAUCUUUACAUUUGCACAAGUCUGUUGGAGGGCCAAGGCAUUAAUCAGACUGGCAUGGCCAUUCUAGACGUGGGCCUUCUCAGUGGCUUCAUCUUGGCUCAGGAUGGCAUCGAGACCAACGAUGUGGUUCGGAGAGUGGAAACGCCUCCGGGGAAAGUCAUUCUCUACCUGGACUCUGUGACAAUAGAGGAGAUGUGUGUGAAAGUCCCUCUAGUCAUGGACUUCAAGGUUGCCAACGUCCAGGAUGCAACGGUUCUCAUCUAUGAUUACUACGAGCCCCGGAGGAAGACGGUGAGGACAUACCAGUCCUAUUGGAGGUAUGACAUGGGCGCCUGCUCAUUCUGUGGGGAAGACUGCAGCCAGUGUAAAGGACAGAUGGCCUAUGUGUCUAACAGUGUAUCUGUCUCCCACCAUUGCCACCAUGUGGCCACUCUCGCCUGUUCUCUCCUUGUCCUCCUGGCCUGCAGCUUGUAAAAGAGAUCUGUAUAGACUUGUUAUACCAUUUGGUUGUUUAAUAAUAAGUGGAAACUGAUUUUACUGAAUAGGUUCGGGAAGUGUGAGGUAUUUUUUUUUCUCAAUCAAGGUUUUAUUAAAUCUUGCUCUGCAGUAUAUUUUGUCUUAGGCAUCUCAAAGUCAUGCACUGGAAUGUUUGUAAAAUACUGUUUAGAACUUUUUAUUGGACUUUUAAGUGAAAUAUAAAUAGAGGUACCAGAGCGCAGUACAUUACAGGCAUAUUAUGCAUUUAUUUGAAUUCUUCUUGUCAUCACUUUUAAGGCAUUAAUGAAAAGUACAAUAUAGUAUUUCACAAUUAAUGUAAUGACUGACUGUCACAAUCUGAUAUGUCUUCAUAUGUUGGGUAUGAUCGUGUACAAUGUAAUAUACAGUCUGUUAAAUAAAGAGAAAGACACCCUU